Prunus armeniaca (apricot) is the source of this 1785-nucleotide messenger RNA. NCBI's taxonomy places the organism in Eukaryota, Viridiplantae, Streptophyta, Magnoliopsida, Rosales, Rosaceae. The record is from the annotation of a GenBank genome assembly.
AUGGAAGCACUGAAACGCACUGAGAAAGAGGAAGGCGUUUUUGAAGACUUGGGUAUAACAGAUGAAGACAUGGAAAGAUCAUACUUGGCUGCUUUCCUUGCUUGCUGGUUAUGCAAAUUUGUAUUUCCCAAGGACGACGUAACUUUGAUCAGACCAGGGGUUUUCAAAGUUGCCAGUCGAAUGGCGCACGGUGUAUCAUUUGGCCUAGCAGUUCCAGUAUUGGCCAGCAUUUACAAGGGACUGAACGAUAUUUCUAGUGCAGAUGACCCAGGAAAUUGUACAACUAUUCUACCUUUCCAUUAUGUGUACGGAUGGUUGGGCGAAUACUUCGACACGCAUUUUACAUCAUCUUCCGAAAAGUCCAUUCCCAUCAUGGCAAGGUUCUCAGGAAGACUUUCGGCGAAAUUUUUUGAAGAUUCGUCAGCUCGAGCUUUAUUCCGGACUUGUGGUAAAGUGAAAAUGAGUCGUCUGGCAAGAAUAUUUUCAGAAUGCAAACAACUGACUGAUGAAGAUCAUAUUUCUAAAGAAGACUUUGAGAAAACUACCGAGUCAUCCAACCUUAUAGCCCGCACCGGUUCAGUAGACAAUUUUGUUAUGUACAACAUGUGCCAUGAGAACUUAAAGAUGACGUCCGGAAUGAUUGGCAGUGCAUCUACAAUAACACUACCCACUAAGAACAAUAUCCGGGAGUUUGAGGUCACAUCCGACUAUGUUAUUUGGUGGUCGAAAGUGCAUCGCUUUGAAUCUACGAAAUCAAAGACAGUCUCAACUGUAGGCAAGUCGUCGUCACUUUCUCAACCAAGAUCUCUUAAGUCUCAAGGCCAUGAAGUUUCAGUUCAUGAUAAACUCACCCGUGGUAGAGCGCUCCAAGUUCAUCCAGAAGUUGAAGGUAGUUCUACUACUCCUGCGCCUCAAGUUCAACACCUACUUCCGGUUGAUGUUCCUUCAACUCAAGUCCUUAAUGAUAAAGGAAAAACAGAAAGUGUAGCAGAUUCCCAGGAAGAUUUCAUUCCCCUUGGUCGACGCAUUCGCCGUUUGAAGCGAGGGCGUGUAAGCAGCAAUGAAGACAGUGAGGUCAACUUUAGGCAUAAGAAGACAAGUAUCGAACCUCUUUAUUGCGAUCUGGACACGGCAUACCCACUUGAUGACACAUUCUUUUGUGAUGUACCCGCUAUUUCACAACCAGUUCUAAUGAACGAGGGAGAAGUAGUGCAUCACGUCCCUACUGUGUCUGAGCUUGUACCAUUUAAUCAUUUUCCUAUCGAAGAGGAAAAUGAUGAUUUGUGCCCGCUAAGUGGUUCAGGUGUUAGCCUAAGAGGGGCAGACGUCUCAUCCCUACGAGCUAUGAUUGAUGCACUUAUGGUGACCGCAGUUGACUAUUGUUCUACACACUCUGCUUACUCCCAAAAGCUGUCUCCCGAGGUUCAAAGUGAUCGUUUAGCUGCUGUCGACUCUUCACUUUCUGUUGCCUUGGCUCUGCAACAAGCUGAAGAGGUCCAUCAAUUUUCGAUACUUGAGUCUAUUAAAUCUGCCAACACACGUAUGGAGGAGUUGAAGAGAGAACAAGAGCAACUGGAGUCAAGACUGCGUCAAUUAAACGAAUCACUUUCAAAGAGUGAUGCAGAACUUUCUUAUCAUCAUGGUGAGGUUGCCCGUUUGAGAGAGGAUAAGAUUGCAGUUGAAGAAGCUCCUGUAUUAUCCACUGCCGAUGCUGAGACUUUAGAUGCGUUACGAGUUUCUUUUGAGAGAUUGCGUAACGGCUUCAAGGACUUGUCUUGGGAAUAG